UUCGAAAGGGAAACGAAGGAAAGGGCUGCCGGAAAAUGAGCCCAACAAGCACGAUUGACCGAUGACGAAGGAGAAUUGAUGUGUUGCCGCCAGCAUGUCGACUCCCCAGAGCCCACAGCGACAGGCUUUGGAAUGCCUGGUCCAGGCAUUUAACAGAAUGGACAUCGAUGCCAUCUUCUCCUAUCGCCAUGAAGACUGUAUGCGAUACAUUCUGCCCGCGUCCAUGGGCCAUCGGCCUCAGGACAAUACCACCUAUCGAGCACAGCUAGAACAGCUGCGACCCAUUUUCCAGAAUUUUCGCCUCACGCUUCACGACAUUGUCGAAGAUGUAGAGUCGAGAAAGAUAUGCGCUCACCUCAAUGCGCGAGCAGAUACGGCUGCUGGAGAAUAUAUCAACGAGUACAUGUGGACACUACAGUUUAACGAAGCAACCAAGAUCAUCAAAUGGAGCGAAUUUGUCGAUACCGGAGUCAAUCGUGAUUUCUGGCCCAAGCUUGAAGAGGCUAUGCAGUCUCAUCGCCAGUCGCAAUCUCGGGAAUGAUCCCAUUUCUUCACUGGCCCCAGGCAUGGACGAUAGAAGGUCAACCUGAGGAAAGACCAAAGCCCUCUAGUGCCAAGCGGUUGCAAGCCAGAAUGCGUUCUUCCUCGGUCAAGAAUUUGCUUCGAGUUGAAGUUGGAAAGUCCGGGAGCGCGAAGAAGACACCAAUUGCAACAACGACUGAAGCCAGUCCCUCUAGUAUAAAGAGCCAUCUCCAUCCUCU
Molecule: messenger RNA, 761 nt
Organism: Pseudocercospora fijiensis CIRAD86
Lineage: Eukaryota; Fungi; Ascomycota; Dothideomycetes; Mycosphaerellales; Mycosphaerellaceae
Exons: 2
Coding region: 95-541 (148 amino acids)
Source: RefSeq, a predicted model, not a curated record